Messenger RNA from Rosa chinensis, 969 nucleotides. Its product is annotated as protein WUSCHEL. Gene Ontology annotation, biological process: plant organ development. Lineage: Eukaryota; Viridiplantae; Streptophyta; Magnoliopsida; Rosales; Rosaceae. The record is from RefSeq and is a predicted model, not a curated record. The transcript is spliced from 4 exons. Gene Ontology annotation, molecular function: DNA binding; DNA-binding transcription factor activity. Bases 1 to 969 code for a protein of 322 amino acids.
AUGAACAACAGUAGGGAUAUGCAUGAGGAUGACUACUACUCGAUCAAAGCUGCAAAUGUUCAUGAGCCCGCUGCAGAAGUAGCAUUCACUCCAAAGCUUAGCGCUACUUCCAACAUGACCCAAAGUUAUGUGUUAUCAUCCAACCACCACCAUCAUCAGGUGGUUGGAGUGACGCAGUCGCAAGGCAGAAGUGGCGGUGAUUAUUGCUAUAAUGGUCACCAACCCUCCUCUGCAGCUUCGCAGCAAAGUUCCCGAUGGAAUCCAACCCCAGAGCAGUUACGGGUCCUGGAAGAGCUGUAUGGACAUGGAUUAAAGACACCAACGGCAGAACAAAUCCGACAAGUGACUGCGCGGCUUCAACACUUUGGAAAGAUUGAAUACAAGAAUGUCUUCUACUGGUUUCAGAACCACCGAGCGAGGGAGAGACAGAAGAGACGACAUGAACUCCUGUCCAUGCCUCAGUAUCACUCUAAGGAAAAACAACUUUGGAGCAACAAAGAAUCUGCAGGAGCUGCAGGACAGAGAAGGUCAAGUACUCUUGAAAUUGAGCACCAGAAUAAAUGGGCACUAUCAAACUACGGUAUUCUUGCUGAUCAGGAAUUAUCUUCAGUGCUGCAAAAGAGGAUGAGCAUGGUGACCGGCAAUUACUCCGGUCAAUUGGAGGAGCAAUCCUAUUUGGCUACACCGACCUCGGAAGAACAACAAACAAACGCAUCAGCUACAUUAAUAUACACAAAGCUCUUGGACUAUCAUCAUCUCCAUUAUGAUAAUGAUUACGGUAUGGUGUUGACUACACCCAAUAUUUACAAAGAAGCAGAAAGUAGAUUAGAAACUCAAACUCUGGAGCUCUUUCCACUUGAGAGCGACAAUGUUAAGGGUGUUAUGGAUACCGAAUCACCUAUGAUCAGAACCACAAACACAGACAGUAAGGAAGAUUUCAUGGCAUACCAAUAUUUUCAAUUUCUUUGA